Messenger RNA from Blepharisma stoltei, 866 nucleotides. The record is from the annotation of a GenBank genome assembly. Lineage: Eukaryota; Ciliophora; Heterotrichea; Heterotrichida; Blepharismidae.
AUGAUAUCUCAAUCACUAUCGACUUUAUUUUUGCUUUUUCAGUCAAAUAUUUAUUUUUUUAUUAACUAAUAAUCCCCAUGGAUUAUUUAACAGCAAAUUCACCUAUCAUAAGUAUAUCAACUACUAGUGAUAUAGACCUCGAUUUAUGUCUUGGGUCUCCACAUCUAUUCGAAGAGUCCAGUCUUAGCACUAUGUGGAGCGAAGGCCAAGCUCCACAAAUCCCUACUCAACCCUCUACAGUCAGCUCUCCAUCAGCUCAUUUUCCUCGGUCCAGAAAUGGUUUAAAAUCAAUAAGUUGGAAGGUAAAGGACAUCGUUGAGCGACAAGGCUCAACCUCCUAUAAAUCUGUUGCCGAUGAGCUAUUAUCUGAACUUAAUAUUCCCACAACUGCGACUAAGGAUGAAAAAAAUAUCAGACGACGAGUUUAUGACGCAUUAAACGUAUUAAUUGCUGCUGACGUUUUAUGCAAAAACGGGAGAUUUGUCGAAAUUAAACACAAAAAUAAAGAAAAUUUCUCAUGUGACAGUGAAUCUGUCAUAGAAAAGCGAAAAAUCCUACAAGAACUUGUAGAAAAGGUGGGAUCUAUGAAAGGGCUAAUAAAUAGGAACAUGAAAAAAUCGAAGCCCCAAGCGAUUUUGAAGGUUCCUUUUGUAGUCUUGCUGACAGAUAGCCCAAUUGAGAGAGAUUUGAAGCUGGAAAUGAAAGUUUCUAGUAGAGGGAUUGAUGCAAAUGUAAAAUUCGAUAAGCCAUUUGAGGUAUUAACUUCAUAUGAAGUAAUAACAAAACUUUGUCUUCAUAAUCAUUAUGCAGAUUUGCCUACUGAGGUGCUGAGAAUUUGCAAAGGUACUUCGGAGGGUAAAUUUUAA